Messenger RNA from Nicotiana tabacum (common tobacco), 834 nucleotides. NCBI's taxonomy places the organism in Eukaryota, Viridiplantae, Streptophyta, Magnoliopsida, Solanales, Solanaceae. The record is from RefSeq and is a predicted model, not a curated record.
AUGGAGCUUUUGACGCUUGUAGCGGUUGCUAAAAAACAUAAGGAGGUGGAAACUUUCUUUGCUAUAGUUGCUAAUGUGUUGAAUGUGAUUGGAGCAUCCUUUAAACAUAGAGAUCAACUUCGGGAUCAUCAUGCCGAAUUAUUGGAGCAAUUGCUAGAGAGUGAUGAAGUUCAAAGUGGGAAAGGAUUAAAUCAAGAGCGAGAACUUCAAAGGCCAGGUGACACUCGUUGGGGAUCACAUUGUAAAACAUUAGAUAACUUUGUUGUUUUAUUUGCAUCUACUGUUCAUGUGCUUGGGGUGAUUGAAUAUGAAGGUCAAGAGGCUAAUGAUAGAUUGCAAGCAGAAGCUUUUUUGAGUAAAAUCAAUUCAUUUGAAUUUGUGUUCAUGCUUCACUUGAUGUUGAAGGUAUUGUUGAUGUCGAACGAGCUGAGUAAAGCUUUACAGAAGAAAGAGCAAGAUAUUGUCAAUGCCAUGAUAUUUCUUGACCUUACAAAGGAAAGGUUGCAACAAAUGAGAGAUAAAAGAUGUGAAUCAUUAAUGGAUGAAGUCUAUUUGUUUUGUACUAAACAUGAUAUUUUGGUGCCCAAUAUGGAAGAAUUCUAUAUUCCUGGAAAGUCAAAGCGUAGGCCUUCUAGUGUUGCUUAUUCACAUCACUUACGUGUUGAGCUUUUUUAUACAGUGAUUGAUUUGCAACUUCAGGAGCUUAACAGUCGUUUUGAUGUUGUUAGUGAUAACUUGCUUCUUGGUAUGGCUAGCUUGAAUCCGGCUAAUUCGUUUGCUAAUUUUGAUAAAGAAAGAGUAAUGACAUUGGUCAAGAUGAGUUUGGUGAAUUGA